ACGUUUCCACUCCGUGGAACCGAGUGAUUCUCGCCGGGGAAUUCGGGCGCUAUUUAAAGACAGCCCGGAGCGUCCAGAUGAGGCACAUUCGCUGCUCAACCCUCGAGCCGUUAAGAUCCGAAAAACCAAAAAAAUAAACGAAGUGAGCAAGUGUCGAAAAACACAUAGUUCCCUGUACAAGAAAUUAUUAAAAUGCUUAACAUGGAAAGUGCGGGUGUGGGUGCUGCGAUGGCGGGUCUGAGCAAAUCGCUCACAACGCCCUUCUCCAUUAACGACAUUCUAACGCGUACAAAUCCGGAAACGCGUCGUAUGUCCAUCGUGGACUCUGAGCCGGACACGGAAAAGUUCAAGCCCUCUGAUCGCGAGCGAUCCUCCUCCAAAUCACCGUCUCUCUGCUGCCGAGAUUUCAGCCUUUACAGUCUGCCUCAAGCCAAGGAGACACCACCGAAUUCCAGACAAGCCACCAACUAUAUGCAGUAUUAUUCGACGCCGGUGGAUAAUGCUAACCAUCACCAGGCAACAGCAAUAUCGAACUGCAGUGCCGCGGACUAUAUGCAGCGCAAAUUGGCAUACUUUGGAUCCGCACUCGCCGCUCCUUUGGACAUGAGACGCUGCACCAGCAACGAUUCCGACUGCGACACACCGCCGCCUUUAAGCAGUUCGCCCUCAGAAUCGCAGCUUUCACAUGACGGCAGUGGUUUGAACCGCAAAAAACGGUCGCGUGCCGCCUUUAGCCAUGCCCAAGUCUUUGAACUGGAGCGUCGUUUUGCCCAACAGCGCUAUUUAUCCGGCCCGGAACGCAGCGAGAUGGCCAAGAGCUUGCGCCUGACGGAGACCCAGGUGAAGAUAUGGUUCCAGAACCGUCGCUACAAGACCAAACGUAAGCAGAUCCAGCAGCACGAGGCGGCCCUUCUGGGGGCCAGUAAGAGGGUUCCUGUCCAGGUUUUGGUGCGGGACGAUGGCAGCACCGCCUACGCCCACAUCGCUGCCCCGGGGCCGGGGCGCGGCCUGGAUCCCGCCCUGAUCAACAUCUAUCGCCACCAGUUGCAGUUGGCUUACGGAGGUCUGCCGCUGCCCCAGAUGCAGAUGCCGUUCCCGUACUUUUACCCGCAACACAAGGUGCCGCAGCCCAUCCCACCGCCCACUCAGUCGUCCAGUUUUGCGACCGCAUCCUCCGCAUCCUCGUCACCAGUUCCCCUUCCGGGCGCAGUUCGCGCUCAGCGGACCCCUUGUCCCAGUCCUACUGGCCAGAUGGUGAGUGUGGAGAGCGGAGCCGAGAGCAUUCACUCGGCGCCGGAGGAUGGCGACGAGAAUGUGGAGAUCGACUAGGUGAAAAAAGCCAUAUCCCGUAUUAAAAGAGUGGUUACGUUCUUGUGAUAGCCGUAGAAGUUGUGUUGUAGUCUCUAUGUGUAACCAAUAGAUGCCCAAUAGCUUUAGUAGCCUUAAGUGUUAGUUGUACCAAUUGAGAGCUAAAUAAAAUCGUAA
Molecule: messenger RNA, 1485 nt
Organism: Drosophila elegans
Lineage: Eukaryota; Metazoa; Arthropoda; Insecta; Diptera; Drosophilidae
Gene: bap
Product: homeobox protein bagpipe
Exons: 2
Coding region: 193-1329 (378 amino acids)
Biological process (GO): regulation of transcription by RNA polymerase II; cell differentiation
Cellular component (GO): nucleus
Molecular function (GO): DNA-binding transcription factor activity, RNA polymerase II-specific; RNA polymerase II cis-regulatory region sequence-specific DNA binding
Source: RefSeq, a predicted model, not a curated record